CCGUGAAAAUAUUGACUAUUUGUACCAAACACCUCUAUAUUUUUUUUUGUCUGUACAAAAUGUUAUGUCAAAAUCAGCCAAUUAGAAAGAAAACUCAAAAUUGUCAAAUCUGAAAUCUCAUUCUUUGGAACUAGGAAUCAGUCGCUGGGAAACUUCGCAAUUCUAGCAGUAUCUUAUUAAACUGAUCUCAAAUAACAAAUUUCCAACAAAAUGUUGAUCAAAGUCAAGACGCUUACAGGCAAAGAAAUCGAGAUUGAUAUCGAGCCUACAGACAAAGUGGAAAGAAUCAAGGAGAGAGUUGAGGAGAAAGAAGGCAUACCGCCCCAACAACAGCGCCUUAUAUUUUCUGGAAAACAAAUGAAUGAUGAGAAAACAGCCCAAGACUACAAAGUGCAAGGAGGUUCAGUGCUUCAUUUGGUGUUAGCGCUUCGAGGAGGACACUGAUCUGGCUUGUGAUAUUUCUCUUGUAUUUAUAAUGAUUAACUUUAUUUUUCAUUACAUGUAUAAACAAUUAUAAUGUAAUAACAUUGUUUUAAUGAAACAGAAGACAAAUCAUUUCGUCUUUUGCAAAGGUCAGGAGAUGUAACAGUUUUUUUAAAUAAAACAAUAAAUUUUUUGAGCAAGU
Messenger RNA from Manduca sexta (tobacco hornworm), 625 nucleotides. RefSeq names its product NEDD8 (gene Nedd8). Gene Ontology annotation, cellular component: cytoplasm; nucleus. The coding region runs from base 211 to 444 and encodes 77 amino acids. The transcript has 3 exons. Gene Ontology annotation, molecular function: ubiquitin protein ligase binding; protein tag activity. Lineage: Eukaryota; Metazoa; Arthropoda; Insecta; Lepidoptera; Sphingidae. Gene Ontology annotation, biological process: modification-dependent protein catabolic process; regulation of proteolysis; protein neddylation. The record is from RefSeq and is a predicted model, not a curated record.